AUGCUAUUCCUUUGUGUUAUUUCGCUUGCAAUGUGCUCGAGGAUUCAAAAGAUAUUGAGGCCAGGAGCCAAAGAGAUAUACUGGGCUGUUCUUGACAGUAAGGAUGUGGAGCUCACCAUCCAGCUGAAUCAAUACUCCGAGAUGCCUGUGUACUACAAGAUAGUCAAACCUGGAGAGAUGGACGAGGACAGCGAGGUUGGAGAGGAGCUUGUGGAGAGCGUUGACUCAAGAUACACAACGCCAGGGGCCUACAAGAUCGAGGUCUACAAUGAUGGAGCCGAGAAGGCCUCGAUAAGCAUUUACACGGAUGUCAUGUCGUCUGGAGAUGUUGACAAUGACAAUCUGGCGAUCAAGAAUCUGUUUCUCGACCUGGAAGCGAAGCUUAUGUCCCUGUACAGAACGAACACACGGUUGAAAACAAUUCAGGAAAACAACAUUGCUGAGGCCAAGAGGAUCCGGAAUGGGCUAUACAUCAUGUUUGCAAUUCCGAUCAUGUAUGUCAUUAUAGGGCUUGCCAAGCUGCAUACAACAAAGGCCAUGUUUGCACCGAAGAAGGGAUCCCGAAUCUAA
Encephalitozoon hellem ATCC 50504 is the source of this 570-nucleotide messenger RNA. RefSeq lists its product as uncharacterized. Bases 1 to 570 code for a protein of 189 amino acids. The transcript has a single exon. The record is from RefSeq and is a predicted model, not a curated record. Lineage: Eukaryota; Fungi; Microsporidia; Unikaryonidae.